GUUAAAUUUAAAACAUCAUUUCAGCAUACCUAAGAUUACAAGCGUUUCACCAUGGAAAAUAAGUGGGAGGAAAUUUUCAAUUACCUUUUAAAGGGUUCAUACCCUGCAGAGCUAAAUAAAGGGCAGAAGCAAAGCCUAAGGAAAUACUCCUCGAAAUUCAGGAUUCACGAUGGAGAACUACUCUUUGGCAGUCACAGAAGAGUCAUAAAGACAAAGGAGGAGGCUGUGAAUUUAUUUAAAGAAUUUCAUGCCUCACCUAUUGGAGGACAUACAGGAACCUUAAAAACACGAACUGCCAAGUGUUCACGGUUCUACUGGUAUGGCAUGACAGUGGAUAUUGACAAAUGGAUAUCUGAAUGCGACCAAUGUCAGCGGGUGGGACCACCCCCUGAAUGCAGUUAAAACUCUGGAAUGCAUCAAGGUCACCAUCUUUUGUAAUCGACUAGAUUUUAACAAUGCUAAGCAUUAUGUUAUUUAAUCUAUUAUGCAUUCAAAUCACUAAUAGUUAUCUGCUGUUUGGGAGCUCAUUGGCAUUGAUCUCACUGGUCCACUCCAAAAAACAUCUACUGGGUAUCAGUAUAUAUUGACAGUCACUGACUAUUUUUCCAAGUGGGUGGAGGCCUUUCCUCAAAAGACAAAGUCUGCAUUGGAAGUAGCCAAAAACCUUUGUACAGUCAUUUAUACACAUGGCUGCCCUAAGCGCAUACUGUCAGACCAAGGACGGGAGUUUGUCAAUCAAAUAAACAGCACACUUUGUGAGCUGCUCUCUAUUGAGAGGAGUGUUACGGCUGCUUACCAUCCCCAAACAAAUGGGCUUGAUGAGAAAACCAAUGAUAACAUCAAACGUCGAAAAAGAUACAGGACAAGUGGAAGCGGUCGUGGGACCAUACAAAAUUUAUGAUACCUCUUUUAGAACACUAUCGGUACAUGGCUGGCUUUCAGAUGAGGUCAAGUCAAGUCAAGUGGUUUUUAUUGUCGUUUCAACCAUAUACAGUUAGUACAGUACACAGCAAAACGAGACAACGUUCCUCCAGGACCAGAUCAUUGAUGCAUACCUGCACUGCAUUAUGAAAUUAGCCAAGAUACCUGUGCAUUGUUUGAAUGCUGUACUUGGGUCCUCUGUCUUUCAUCAUGGCCUUUUCAGAGUUGUUCAAAAGAUGAAGUUACCCACAGCCUCAACUUGGAUUUGUCCUGUAAACGUUGGAGGUCACUGGAUUUUAGUGAUUGUCAAAAUGGAUGAAAAAUCGCUCCUUGUGAUAGACCCCUUCGGUAAUGAAAAUAUGUACCAGAGAAAAAUGCUUUGGAAUUGGAGAAAUUUUUGGAAGACAAGAAAUGUCAGUGAAGGCCCGUGGACGAUCCAAACUGCAAAACACAAUCUGCAGCAGGACGGCUCUAGUUGUGGAGUCUUAAUUUUGAUGUUUGCAGAGCUCAUUCUCCAAGGCAGAAGUAUCUGCGUUGCUCAAACAGACACAGAGGAGGUCUCAGCCGCAAGAGUCAAAAUUGCAGCCACUCUUCUGGAAUGCAAAGAUGGUGUGGAAGAUCUCUGUGUUUCCUGCAACAUGUUGCAGUUUGAUGCUGAGGAGGAUUUCACAGAGAUGGUGCAGUGUGACAUAUGCUCAAGAUGGACGCACAAGGAGUGUACCCCUGCAACCCUUGCCUCAGAGCAUUUCAAGUGUAAAAAGUGUGUGUUAAAUGCAUAAUGUUUGCCUCAAACUAUGUUGUACAUAUUGUUGAUAAACAUAUUGUAUGUUUAAAUUUGUAUUAAAAUAUUUUUCAA
This is a messenger RNA of Xyrauchen texanus (razorback sucker), 1777 nucleotides long. RefSeq lists its product as uncharacterized. The record is from RefSeq and is a predicted model, not a curated record. Bases 1068 to 1700 code for a protein of 210 amino acids. The transcript is spliced from 14 exons. Gene Ontology annotation, molecular function: cysteine-type peptidase activity. NCBI's taxonomy places the organism in Eukaryota, Metazoa, Chordata, Actinopteri, Cypriniformes, Catostomidae. Gene Ontology annotation, biological process: proteolysis.